CACAGUCCAUGGUCGGCCGUCACCAUCACGUUAACCUCAAUGAAAACAUAUCACCUCUAGCUAGAAGGCUAGUUUACACCUCUCCACCGCAAAAACAAAUCACCUGACAGCUUAAUACCCGCAGCAGGUUACCUCGACAAGUGCAUGAACUGGGAUGUCUGCAGCCGAUUGGUACGCUCACAAAUCGCUGGGAGACGGCCUCUUCUGGAUCCAGGAGCGAUUCUACCAGUCAGAGAACCGAGCCAACAUCUGGCUGCUCCGCGGCUCGCACCAGGACGUGGUGAUAGACACAGGUCUGGGCCUGAGGAGCUUACCUGACUACAUCGACGGCAAGGGGCUGCUCGGCGAAGAUCCGCAGAGGAAGAACCCCCUGCUUGCUAUCGCCACCCACGCCCACUUUGACCACUCGGGUGGUCUUCAUCAGUUCCAACAAGUGGGCGUCCACAGCGCCGAGGUCGAUGCUUUGGCCAACGGAGACAACUUCGAGACGGCCACCUGGCUCAGUGACAGAGAGAUAGUCGAGGCUCCCAGUCCAGGAUGGAGGGCAAGGCACUACAGAGUCAAGGCUGUGCAGCCCACGCAUAUCCUGCAGGAGGGUGAUGUCAUCAACCUGGGCGACAGACAGCUGACGGUGCUGCAUAUGCCCGGUCACUCUCGGGGCAGCAUCUGCCUCCACGACCGCGACAAUAAGUUGCUUUUUAGUGGAGAUGUAGUGUAUGACGGCGCCAUGAUCGACUGGCUGCCCUACAGCCGCGUCAGUGACUACAUCAGCAGUUGUGAGCGCCUGGUGGGGCUGGUGGACAGCGAACAGGUUGACCAAGUCCUCCCAGGACACUACAACACCUUUGGUGCGAAGCGGCUCCACCGGAUUGCAUCCACAUAUAUCAGCAGAGCUGGAACGUGCCCUGCUAAAUUCUCCACAUUUUUCUGGGGUACUCUGGCUGGGGUGGCGCUGCGCGCAUUUAACCCACGGAGUGCCUGCUCAUGAGAGGGGACCAUGGAGCUGGAGGAAGCACAAGUGCACAGAGAAGGAUGUUUAAUUUAAAUAUGGAGGGGAUAUGCCCUUUAUUUAUCUGUAACUUGAUGUAACACAUUUUUUCAAUUACUUAUGUAAUCCAACAGAAGUCCUAGAUUUGCCAAACAAUGUGUAAAAAGCCUCCGCUAGGGUUACAUAAGUCAAUAAUCAGCAGCACAUGAAGGAUAUAAUAUAAAGUAUAUAGUGUGAUUCUGUUCUAUACUAAUGCAUAUGUAUUUGUUGAGUUGGAUAUGAAUUUAUUUAUGAGUUUUAUACUUUAAGCAGUUGUGGAAUUAUAAUAGCACAACAAUGGUACAACACUGCACUGCAAACAGAAAGCAGAGUCAGUAUGGCCAUAGUGUUUCUCUAUGCAUUUUACAAUGCUCAGUGAAGACUCAGUGUCAACUACCUCCUACAUUUGUAACAGUGCUUUGUACUAUUGACCAAUCUAAGGCUUUGGUAUCGAAACAUUGACAAUAAAGCCUCUGUUCUACCUGC
Messenger RNA from Etheostoma cragini (Arkansas darter), 1513 nucleotides. RefSeq names its product metallo-beta-lactamase domain containing 2 (gene mblac2). The transcript is spliced from 3 exons. The record is from RefSeq and is a predicted model, not a curated record. The coding region runs from base 155 to 988 and encodes 277 amino acids. NCBI's taxonomy places the organism in Eukaryota, Metazoa, Chordata, Actinopteri, Perciformes, Percidae.